ACGAAUUCAAUGCCCUCCAAUCAUUUCAAGAGCAAUUGGAAAUACUAGAUGAAGAAACCAACCCAACAGUUCUUGUUAACUCUUUCGAUGCACUAGAGCCAGAAGCCUUAAAGGCCAUUGAUAAGUACAAUUUGAUUGGGUUUGGGCCACUAAUUCCUUCUGCUUUCUUGGAUGGAAAAGAGCCAUUAGACACUUCCUUUGGAGGUGACCUCUUUCAGAAAUCAAACUCUUAUGUCGAGUGGAUAAGCUCGAAGCCUAAAUCAUCAGUUGUUUAUGUAUCUUUUGGAAGCAUUCUGUCUCUACCAAGAAAGCAAAUGGAAGAGAUCGCUCGAGGCUUGUUAGAGAGUUGCAGGCCAUUUUUGUGGGUGAUUAAAGUGAAGGAGUAUGGAGAAGAAGAGAAAGACGAAGAUAAACUAAGUUGCAUGGAGGAAUUGGAGCAACAAGGGAUGAUAGUGCC
Messenger RNA from Ilex paraguariensis (yerba mate), 457 nucleotides. NCBI's taxonomy places the organism in Eukaryota, Viridiplantae, Streptophyta, Magnoliopsida, Aquifoliales, Aquifoliaceae. The record is from the annotation of a GenBank genome assembly.